UCCGGUUGUUCGGUAGUGCGAAUUUUUGGCGCGUGUGAUUUUGAUUCCUGUGCUUUUUCUCAGGAUUUUUGCCACAGAAGGACGCUACGGAGGAAGCUAGGGGACCGAGAUGGCUUCUGAUCAUCUUGUGGCGACUUGUGUGCUGAUAUUCGGAAUGCUGGUCGCAACAGGUGUCACUCAGAGUCAGACCCCAGUAGAUAGAACAGCCAUCGAAGGGGACCAUGUGGAGUUACGCUGUGACACUGCAUAUGACAGGACCAAGGACUUCUACUGGUCGGAGGCAGUCAUUGGCAUCAUUUUAUAUAGACCUGCAGGUGCAGAUGUGAAUAAUGUCACAAUUCCCAUCUCGAGGUAUCGAGGCCGCGUAAGCCUGGUGGGGUUGGAUAGUUCGAACCUCAAGAUUAAAAACGUCACAAAAGCAGACGAGGGGUCCUAUAACUGCCAGCAAGUGGGAGCAGUUCAACAAGGGACUCUUCAAAGACUUCAAGUACUUGAAGCUGUACCUCCGGACCCGGCUGCCCCCACCAUCACAGGCUACAGCGGGGGCUUCCUCACACCUGGCUCUAAUGUUACUCUCACCUGUGUGUCUACGGGUGCCAGGCCACCUGCAAACCUCACCUGGUGGACAGGUAAUACACAGCUGAAGGCCAGAAACAGUAGUACCCCUGACAGUACCUGGCAGGGUGAUACCAGGAGUGAGGUGACCAUUCCAGAUCUGAAGUUGUCAGACAACGGUAGAGUCUACCAGUGUCGGGCCAGUCACCGAGCACUAGCACAGGUGGAGACCAGCCAGGUCACAGUCAGUGUGGCAUAUCCAUCAAGAGGACUAUCUGGUUGGAAAAUCGCUGUAAUCGUUCUUGGUGUUUUUGUUGCUAUCGGUGUGAUCAUUGGAAUCGUAGCUACUGCAAUUCUCUGCAAAAAGUACAAUUGUCCACAAGAGAGACGAAGCAGCAGAGACUCAACAGAGAUGAGGGAACGGAGGACAGGAGGAGCAACAAGUUCUGACCAACACGAUGGGUCUCAUGUACGGAUGCCUUGGGAAAGUGAGGCCUUACUACCUACAUCAAGCCCUCCAGAGGCCCAGUUCACAGUAACAGGUAAUGCAGAGAUAAGAAGCAACGGUGAUGCUAAUUCAACAGAGAGGGACAACAUGGGGAGAGAAAGAGAGAGACGAAGCGGCGGCGACUCAUUAGAGAUGCGCAACAGAAGGACAGGAGGAGCAACAAGUUCUGACCAACACGAUGGGUCUCAUGUACGGAUGCCUUGGGAAAGUGAGGCCUUACUACCUACAUCAAGCCCUCCAGAGGCCCAGUUCACAGUAACAGAGAUAAGAAGCAACGGUGAUGCUAAUUCAACAGAGAGGGACAACAUGGGGAGAGAAAGAGCAACAAGUUCUGUCCAACAUGACGAGUCUUCAGUUGAACAGCAAACCCCUCCACCUGUACAGCCACCUUCUUCACCUGCACAGCUACCUUCUACACCUGCACAGCUACCUUCUACACCUGCACAGCUACCUUCUACACCUGCACAGCUACCUUCUACACCUGCACAGCUACCUUCUACACCUGCACAGCUACCUUCUACACUUGCACAGCAAACUCCACUUGCACAGCAAACUCCACUUGCACAGCCACCUGAUGAAAGGGAGCCCUCACUACCUACAGAGGCCCAGCCCACAGGAACAGGUCAGACGUUUUCAGAUGAUUUGUCUGACCAAGCUGAAGGCCCCUUAGAUCUUUUAUUAGGCCAGUCUACAGGAACAGGCCAGUCUGCUCAGGAUGGUGCAUGUGGCGGAGGCACACCGGAUGAUACUAAUGAUGACGCUCCUCCAGUUAUGAACACAGAAAAGCAAGGACCACCGUGGACGGACCUGUUCAAAAUUGUGGAGAAUACACUGCCGCCAGAGAACUGGCUCCGUUUGGCAGAAGCGUUGGGAGUGAGUAAUAAACUAAUAUCCAGCAUAGAAAGAGCACCCUUCUGUCAAUCACAAGGCAAGCUGCAUCAACUUUUGCGGCAGUGGGUGGAAGAAGAUGAGGCGGCAUCACCAGAAGCACUCGCUGCUGCACUUUGCAAGUGUGGAUUUGUUGAAGUAGCAGAUAUGGUGAAAAAAUGCUGCCAGACUUAUUAUAGAGCUUAGAUAAAAAAAAUGUCUGGAAGUCAGAUUCACCUUGACUUGAUUUUAUGAAUGGCAUUCAAGUCACAUAACAUCUAAGCUUAAAAAAGUACUGCCAUUCCAGAGGAUAUUGUUCUCUGUAUGUAGAUAUAGGUGAGAUUGUGCAAAUAAGAAGUUACUGUAAGAAGAAAACUAAGGUUAUUGUUGAUUUAGAAUUAAUGGGAAAAUAAUUGUUAAGAGAAAAUAUUUUGAAAAUAUUUUGAAGCUCUUGACGUACAGAAAUUAAUGUAUUUUUUUGAGAAAAUGUACUUUUUCAUGUUUUUAAAACUAAGGAUAAUUUUACAUGCAAUAGUCAAAACAUGUAAUUUAGUCAACAGUGUAUAGUACUCGUAUAGUAUAUGUACAACUGCCCAUUAUACUCUUGAUGAAUAUAGUAUAGCGUACAUGUACGUGUGGAU
Branchiostoma belcheri (Belcher's lancelet) is the source of this 2571-nucleotide messenger RNA. RefSeq lists its product as uncharacterized. Gene Ontology annotation, molecular function: protein binding. The record is from RefSeq and is a predicted model, not a curated record. The transcript is spliced from 16 exons. Lineage: Eukaryota; Metazoa; Chordata; Leptocardii; Amphioxiformes; Branchiostomatidae. Gene Ontology annotation, biological process: signal transduction. Bases 110 to 2137 code for a protein of 675 amino acids.